AUGUGGACUUUGACGUGUCAACAGUUUAUUGCCCUAAUGCUCCUCGGCACUUUGGUGCCCAGUGAGUCUUUUUUCUGCAAGCAUUGCUUCAGGAAAAAUAUUGAAAAGGUUCACGAAUCGUUUAGGGACAUUCUAAGUCCUCCGAUAUUUGGUGUAAACCCACAGCCAUUGAUUGAAGUGCAGCAAACAAAGGUGACCCCAAAACCAGAGUCUUCACAAGUGAUUCACGUGCAUCAACCACAAGUGAUACUUAAGCCAAUCUACUAUCCAAAAGUCGAUACUAUUUCUACGAAAAAUCAGAUAGGAAUACAUGGGUCGCUAUCGCCGUACCGUCAGUAUCCAUCCCUGCCGUCAGCCAAUUUACUUGGACUUCCAAAUCAACAACUACUUAGUCCACAGGAGUUGCUCUCAGACAAAGUACAGAAACAGACGCAGGUUCAGAACAAUAACUUGCAUAUUAGAUUAGGUGUGACAGGACUAAGAGAAGGAAGAAAUAAUCCUAGUUUGGAAACGAUUCCUCGGGAUAGAGUAGAUAAAAUUUCACCAGAAUUGCAGUUGCAACUGUUGAGAUAUGCAGACUCUCAGUCCCAGUCGCAGUCACAAUCUGCCUCACAAUCUGAAUCAAAUGCAUCUUCACAGUCCCAGGCACAGGUGCAAAACAAUCGACUGUUGGAAAACCCAACUGUUUCAGAAUCCCAGCAAAAUGCGGAGUCACAAUCAGAGACACAGUCACAGUCACAGUCCGAAUCACAGAAUCAGUCACAGUCACAGUCGCAGGCACAGCGACAGCAACAGAUACAGACACAAUUGCAAAUACUGCGACAGUUGCAACAAAAAUCAAAUGAGCAAUCUGCCGCACAAUCUGCUUCUCAGAUCCAAUCGCAGAGGCAAUCUGAUUCUCAAUCGAACUUACAAUUACAAGAACAAUCACAAUCGCAGUCAGAGCAAGGUAAGCAAAUCCAGUCACAGAUUCAAAUUCUUCAAGGGCUGCAGCAAAAAGAGUUAGAUGACAAAUCUGCAUCACAGUCGCAGUCCGAAUCCACGACACGGCUAGAGCGACAAAAACAGUUGCAUUUGCAACUACUGCGAGAGGCGCAACAGAAACAACUUGAGGAGCUAUCGUCUUCACUAUCUCAGUCACGGCUAGGGCUGGGGCAGCGAAUCCAGUCACAGCUACAAAAGAACCAGUUGGAUAAGCAACUCGCUUCACAGUUCCAGUCACAAUCCAAGUCACAGCUGGAGCAACAAAUACAAUUGCAAUUACAAAGCCUUCGGGAACUGCAGCAAAAACAAUUAGAUGAGCAAUAUGCUCCUAAGUCAAAGUCACAGUUACAGGUAGCGGAACAGAUGCAGUCACUUUUGCAACUUCUUCGAUUUCUGAACUCCAGAUUGAAGACGCAGUCAGCACUGAAAUCAGACUUAGAAAAACAAAUCCUUUUGCAAUUAAAGAAACUUAGAGAAGUGCAACAGAAACAGUUGGCUGAGCAACCUACCGUACGACCCAGUUCAAAAUCACAGUCGCCUGGGCAGCUGGAGCAGCAAAUUCUUUUACAGCUGCUUCUACAGUUUCAGCAGAAUCAGCUAAAAUCAGAUGCUCAAGCCCAGAGCCAGUUGCAAGAGUCAAAAUCCAACUCACUGUCACAGUCUCAGUCACAGUCACAGUCGCAGGAGCAGUUACAGUUGCAGCGGGAUCAGAAUCUUCGGCAAUUGGAACAAAUAAAGUUGGAAAUGCAAAACAUUCGACAGUUGCUACAGAAGGGCAAGUCUGAGCUACAAACUCAAUCGGACUCCCAGCGACAAAUACAUGAGCUAUACCAAAAUAUUCUGCAGUUAAAUAAGGAAAAGUUGAGCUACCAAUUGAAACAGCUAAAACUAAAAGAGUUGGAAGACCAAAAGAAGUCGCUGGCAGAAAUAUCAAAGGGCAGUAACCCAUCCAAUCUAUAUAUUAUCGGACAAUUGCCUUCCGAAGGAAAGCCAGCUCCUGGAUCUCAAGGGGCUACACUUGAGAGCCAAGUGAAUCAGCCUAAGCUGGUGCCCCAACCCGGGUUACUGGGCAAAUUGCCAUCAGGCGGAGGGCUAAUCGGCAAGCCAGUUUCAACAGGAUUGUAUUUUCUAUCGCCGGAUAUCAAUGAACUGUCGAAUUACCGAGAUCAGCUUCGUCUUCAGCAAGAAAUAAGAAAGCAUCAACAUUUAUUGAGCCUUUUGCAGCGUAGACAAAAUGAUCUUAAAACAGAACAAAACGCACAGCUUUUGCUAGGACAACAACACAAGGAACAAGAAGCUCAGGAAUCAAUCAGUAAACAGCAGUCCUCAUCUGGUGCCUCUAGUUCUCAGACUAAGUUACAGCAAGAUAUACAAAGCGCUGGAUCUCAAGGCUCACAACAGGGUCUUCAAGCUGGAUCCACUGGCUUGCAGACUAGUUCCCUACAAGGCACAGAUAGUUCUGCAUCUCAAAGCGCCGCUCUUCAGCGAUUGAAGGAGCAGGAGCAACUGCGCAUUCAGACGGAAACUGAUCAUAAAACUUCUUCUUCAAGCUCGCAGAGUAACUCACAAAACUCGCAGAGUUCGUCAUCACAGACAUCGCAGGCAUCACAGUCUGGAGCACAACGACAGGAGGCUGACAAUCGAAAUACCUUGCUACUAGAUCAAUCGAGCUCUAAGACUCAGUCGGAGUCAAAGUCCCAGUCGUCGUCUCAAUCAUCGUCUCAUUCAUCGUCGCAGUCAACGUCGAACUCAUCUUCGAGCGUUCAAUCGAAACUACAAGGAGAAAGGCAUGAUGCGCUGCUAAACAAUUUGUCAGGUUAAGUAGUUAUUCUUACACUUUUCACAGUACUGACAAAGGCGAAGAGCAGCCACCAUAGCAGAAUAAAGAGUGGAAAAAUGUA
Messenger RNA from Drosophila mauritiana, 2885 nucleotides. RefSeq names its product accessory gland protein Acp36DE (gene Acp36DE). The coding region runs from base 1 to 2805 and encodes 934 amino acids. Lineage: Eukaryota; Metazoa; Arthropoda; Insecta; Diptera; Drosophilidae. The transcript has 2 exons. The record is from RefSeq and is a predicted model, not a curated record.